AUGGAGGCAGUCCCCCCUUCCAAAGACGAAGCGAGCCAGGAGAGCCGGCAUGUCGAGGCCCUCCCUACAGACUUCAAGUCCCGCAGGUACCUAGGUGGCCUGCGUGGACAGCCCUUGGUCAGAGCCAUCACACUCGCAGGCGCCAUCGGAUUCCUACUUUUCGGCUACGAUCAGGGCGUCCUCAGCGGUAUAAACACCGCUCAGGACUUCCUCGAUACCUUCGACAGACCGAGCUCGAGCGUCCUCGGCACAAUCAACGCGAUAUACGAAAUUGGCUGCUUUGCCGGUGCAAUCAACGUCUUCUUCGUCGGAGAGAUACUGGGCCGCAAGAGGUGCAUGUACGUUGGCGCGGCGCUGAUGCUGGCAGGCGCAGCGCUGCAGGCAGCGUCAUUUGGCACACCGCAGAUGAUCGUUGGCCGCGUUGUGUGUGGCUGGGGCAAUGGAUUUAAUACAGCAAUCACGCCCCUCUGGGUAUCGGAGCUGAGUCCUGCAAAGUCUCGCGGCCGCCUGGUCUCCGUCGAGGGUAAUUUAAUAGCCGGCGGUGUCGUUGUUGCUUACUUCUUCAACAUAGGCAUGUCCUAUCUCAGUCCCUAUAACCCCGUGCAGUGGCGGCUGCCGAUUGCAUUUCAGGCGCUCUUUAUCGUGCUCCAGGUAUUUCUUGUAUUCUUCCUCCCCGAGUCGCCGCGGUGGCUCGCGAAACGAGGUCGCCACGAGGAAGCUCUCGAUAUUCUCACUCAACUAUCCAGUAAAACAUUAUGCGAUGGACUUGGCGAAGCUCGGAAGCUGAAGGCAGAUAUUGACCGAUCUCUUGCCUUUGAGGAAAGUGGUGGCUCCUCCAAGUUUCGCGAGGUCUUCACCAGCGGUCCCUUGAAGAUUGGCCGGAGAUAUCUGCUUGCCUGUGGCCUACAAUCCAUGCAGCAACUUUCAGGCAUCAAUGUGUUAGUGUAUUAUUUCCCACACAUUCUGACGACGGAUGUUGGAUUCGAGGAGAAGCCGUCGCUAUAUAUCUCUGCUGGCCUUGCCCUGACGUACUGGGUGUUUUCUCUCAUUCCAGUCUUCUGCCUCGACCAGAUGACCAGACGCCAGCCUUUGAUAUGGGGCUCGGUGAUCUGCAGCAUCAGCUUUCUCCUAGUAUGGGUUCUACAAAAAGACAUUACAACAGUCAAAGCCAAAGCGUCCAUGACGUGGUUCUUUGUCUUCGAAGCUGCCUUCGGUGUUGGCUGGGUCCCCAUCCCCUGGCUUUAUUCACCCGAGAUAAUGCCCCUGCGACACCGAUCCCACUGCGCGGCAUUGUCGACGGCGAGCAACUGGAUAUUCAACUACAUGAUCGUCCAGAUAACGCCAGUUGCGAUCUCCAACAUCCGGUGGAAGACAUAUAUGAUUUUCUUCGUAUUGAACCUGGUAUUCGCGGCUACGAUCUUUCUCUUCUACCCCGAGACUAGUGGGCGCUCACUCGAAGACAUUGAUGACAUCUUCAUGGGCGAGAACGAUAAGCUCUUUGUUGUCGAUACGACGGGCCGACUUCGUCCUGGGUUUCGAAGUCAGUAUAAGCGAGGGCUCCCGGUGGAUAGCGAGGGGCACGUUGAUAACUAA
Aspergillus versicolor CBS 583.65 is the source of this 1593-nucleotide messenger RNA. Its product is annotated as sugar porter family MFS transporter. NCBI's taxonomy places the organism in Eukaryota, Fungi, Ascomycota, Eurotiomycetes, Eurotiales, Aspergillaceae. Gene Ontology annotation, cellular component: membrane. The record is from RefSeq and is a predicted model, not a curated record. The coding region runs from base 1 to 1593 and encodes 530 amino acids. Gene Ontology annotation, molecular function: carbohydrate:proton symporter activity. Gene Ontology annotation, biological process: carbohydrate transport; transmembrane transport. The transcript is spliced from 8 exons.